Ostreococcus tauri is the source of this 1563-nucleotide messenger RNA. RefSeq names its product Ubinuclein/Yemanuclein. NCBI's taxonomy places the organism in Eukaryota, Viridiplantae, Chlorophyta, Mamiellophyceae, Mamiellales, Bathycoccaceae. Gene Ontology annotation, cellular component: nucleus. The record is from RefSeq and is a predicted model, not a curated record. The transcript has a single exon. The coding region runs from base 1 to 1563 and encodes 520 amino acids.
AUGACGCCGUCGAGGGCGCGGGGGAAGAGCCCGGACGCGCCGCGACGGUUGGUGCAGACGCUGGACGUCGAUGGGGACGACGUGCCGUGCGUGAAUUAUAAAAAGUUGUUGCGCGAGCAGGGCGGCGCGGACGCGCGGACGUCGGCGGAGAAGGGGAAGGAUCGAGCGGAGCCGACGGUGAAGUCGCCGCGUUCGCUGCUCGAGGGUGGCGCCACGGGAGGUGGAGGCCACAUGGCGGCGGUGAUUCGAAGGAUCGAGGCGCUGUAUCAGGGCGGACGAGGGAACGCGUCGAGCGAUGAGGACGAGGAAGAAGAAGACGAGGAAGAAGAAGACGAGGACGAGGACGAGGAAGACGAGGAGGGUGAGAGCGGUGAGGAAGAUGGCGAGGCCGAUGAUGACGGUGAGAGCGGUGAGGAGGAGGACUCGGGGAGCGAGAUGGAGGAUCCAGACGACCAGCCGACAAUGACGCCGAACGGAACGAGCCGCGUCAUCCAGGAACCCACCAAGCCCAAGACUUCGGAGGAGAAGAAAGAAAAACCGGCCAAGAAGAAGAAGAAAGCCAAGAAAAAGAACGGUGACGUCGAUUGGUACGACGUCGACGACGAUUUCAUCGACGACGAUGAACUGGAUGAAUAUUUUGAAGAUGACGGAUUGAAGACAAAGCACAGCGGCUUCUUCAUCAACAGAGGCGAGUUGCAAAGAGUCGACGAGGAAGGGAGGACGCCGGUCAAGCGUGCGCUCGAGGACGAAUCACCCGUGGCCGUCGUCAAAGAGAAGGGGCGAGUGGCAAAGAAGCCCAAGGCGACGGAGUGGACGGAGGAGGCAAAGAAGCUGCUUCGCAAAGCGGUGACCAUGUACGGGAAACAGUGGAGAGUGAUUCAAGAUCUUGGCGGCGAAUUCGACGAGCUCAAGGCGUACUCCACGGCUCGUAUGGCCAAGCAGUGGACUGUUUUGCACGAAGAGCUCAUUGCGCGAGGGAUCGACAUCGUCAUCCCGGUCGCUCCGCCCAAGCCACCGUCGUCGACGACGCUCGCAAAGGGUGCUGAAGACGGCGAUGCCGAGGAUGGGCUGAACACGCCGAAGCGAAUGCAUCAAGAGAGCGCGGCGAAUAAUUCUUCGCAGAAAAAGCCGAAAAAGCCGAAAGUUUCCGAUAGGGACCUGGAUGAGACUGAUCCAAGGCAUUCCGAGGCGAAGAAACGAGUUGUAGAGAGCAAAGACGGAGAGUUUGCCAAGCUCAAGGCGAUGGUGGAGACGCAGUGUGACACAAUUCGUACCAAGGAGACGAGCAAGGCGAGUGACGAAGCGCCGAAGCGUUUUACGUUUGAAUGGACGGAUGAGAUUGCGGACUUCAUGUAUUGCACGCUCUCUCGUCUGUUUUUUGCACUACCGAAGAAGGGGGCGAAUGUACUCUGGAAGGAAGUAGAAGAGCUAUGGCCGAAGGAUUUUGAGAUGCAAGAGACGACUCUUCGAAAGAAACACACGUCGGUCCAGAAGAAGAAGACCGCCGCGGAGAAGCAAGCUAUCAUUGGUUUGCCCGGUGAGGAGGACGGUACGCCAGCUUAA